Aplysia californica (California sea hare) is the source of this 1281-nucleotide messenger RNA. RefSeq names its product delta-like protein 4. Gene Ontology annotation, cellular component: axon; plasma membrane. Gene Ontology annotation, molecular function: cell-cell adhesion mediator activity. Gene Ontology annotation, biological process: axon guidance; homophilic cell-cell adhesion; dendrite self-avoidance. NCBI's taxonomy places the organism in Eukaryota, Metazoa, Mollusca, Gastropoda, Aplysiida, Aplysiidae. The record is from RefSeq and is a predicted model, not a curated record.
UGAAGAGACCAAACAUCGUAGUCAAGCCCCCAGGGCGUCUUCAGGUGUACAGAGACUUCAUCUUCCUGCUGACCUGCCAGGCUUCCGGUAUGCCCCCACCGCGUCUGCUCUGGUACAAAGAUGGCCGCCGUCUCGCCAGUGGGAAUUCCCGCAUCUCUGUGCUCUCCUCGGGAGACCUGCUAGUGACGCUGGCCCGUCGCUCGGACACCGGUCUGUACACCUGUGAAGCCAUUAACGAGGAGGGCAUUGAUACAGCCAGCUCCUACGUCAGCGUAGCAGAGUACACGUCUGGGUGUGCAGACGACAGCACUGACGGUCUCCACAUGCACAGUGACAUCCAGGCGUGUGCGGGUGAGUGGAAGGGUCACGUGAAGUCCGCCAAAUCACUAUGUGCUCGCGGCUGGAGGGUGUGUAAUCCUCGUGACCAACGGAGCCUCAAAGAGAUCACGUCCUUCGAGAUGUUCGACCUGUCUGGCUGCUACGCUUACAAUGCCGCCAGUCGGAAGAACAAGUGUAAGAGGUGGGAGAAGUGUGUACCGCGGUGUGAGCACAAGGGCGUAUGCAUCUCACACAACCGCUGUCGAUGUGCAUCAGGUUACAAAGGCGCCCGCUGCCAACUGCCGGUGUGCUCACCCGGAUGUGGCUCCAAGGGUCAGUGCAUCCGGCCCAACAAGUGUCGCUGUAGUGCCGGCUACACCGGCCGCACGUGCAGGCGCAAGACCAAGCCCUGCAAGAGCACCUGUCUCAACGGGGGGCGCUGCCGCAGGGGCAAGUGUAAAUGUCCAGGGAGCUUCUGGGGGAAGGCUUGCCAGUACCCACUCCAGCACGUUUUGCUGACGCGACUCAACAGAACAGAGUAAAGAUCACAAUCAACUCCCGCUGAUCAGCAUCACCGGAGCUCUUGCGUUCUCUGCUAUUCGCACAACACUGCCAAUAGAUCGAGCGGUCCGGCAAUCUGCACUUCUUGUCUCGAAAAGAUAGUGCAAUGUUUAGUGGAACAUUUUUUUACAGCUGACUUCGUCAAUGCAAGUUCAUGACUGUGUCCGUUCGGUGUAAGUCCUAAUCCAGGAGGCAGAGGAUUGGGCUCUUGUGUUCGCUGAUUUACAGUAAUAUUUUGUUAUGCUGUACCAUCCUUAUUUGUUUACGAUGUUGUAAAAGGAAAGGGAAUGGCAUAAUAUUCAGUACGCAUUAUCGUGAGUGAUAUGUUUCCUUUGUUCAUGAACAUGACAUUAAUGUAGGUGUGUCUGCAGUGGGUGCCCUUAUUGUGGAUUGAGAGACGAC